Penaeus monodon (black tiger shrimp) is the source of this 8605-nucleotide messenger RNA. RefSeq names its product protein eyes shut-like (gene eys). Gene Ontology annotation, molecular function: calcium ion binding. The record is from RefSeq and is a predicted model, not a curated record. Gene Ontology annotation, biological process: establishment or maintenance of epithelial cell apical/basal polarity; heterophilic cell-cell adhesion. The transcript has 28 exons. Gene Ontology annotation, cellular component: protein-containing complex; plasma membrane. Lineage: Eukaryota; Metazoa; Arthropoda; Malacostraca; Decapoda; Penaeidae. Bases 1 to 7128 code for a protein of 2375 amino acids.
AUGGCACAAGCGGCACAUCUGGACGAGCGGAGGACGACCCUGGUUCAUCUCGCCGUCACGCUGUCGGUGGUCGUGGCGGCGGUGGUCGUGACAGAGGUCAGCGGCGGGUUCUCCUGCGUGAGUAGCCCUUGCGUCCACGGGAUCUGCGUCGAUCAUCUUAAUAGCUCGUACUCGUGUUUCUGCACCGACGGCUAUACGGGACUACAGUGCCAAACGGACUGGGACGAGUGCUGGUCCGCCCCGUGCCGCAAUGGUGCCACCUGCGUCGACCAGGUAGCGGCACUCACCUGUCUGUGUCCGUCGGGUUAUACAGGGGAGUUUUGCGAGAGCGAGAUCAACGAGUGCCAGAGCAACCCGUGCCAAAACAAUGGCACUUGUAUCGAUCUCCUGGACCACUAUGUGUGCACGUGCCCCGUCGGAUAUUCAGGUGUCAAUUGCGAAGUAGACGUGAGUGUGUGCAACGCCACAGAGUUGUCUACCAGCGACGGCCCCAAGUGUCUCCAUGGGGGCGUGUGUGUGGACGGCCCCGCCCUCUCGUACACCUGCGACUGCCCCUCAGGGUGGAGCGGCAGGGCAUGCGAGAGCGAUGUGGACGAGUGCAUGGCCACGCCCUGUCUGCAUGACGCGGUCUGUCUCAACACUCCCGGGAGCUUUGCCUGCGCAUGUCAGUUCGGAUACACGGGGAGGCUGUGCGAGGACGCCGUGGUGUUCUGUGAGGAUAACCCGUGCGAGAACGGUGCCCUAUGCGUCAUGGAGAACAACAACGCGACGUGUUACUGCGUUCCGGAUUUCCACGGGUCCCAGUGCCAAGAACAGUAUAACGAUUGCCUCCCCUAUGCUCCAAGAUGCAUGAACGGCGGGUCCUGCAUCGACGGCAUCGACAGCUUCUUCUGCAGCUGCCCGAGCGCCGCGUCGGGUCCCCUGUGCGAGUGCGCCGUGACGGACGCCGGCGAGGAGUGCGCCCUGCUUCCUGCGUGGUUCGACGGGAGGCCCUUCCAGCCUGUGGGUUCCGGGGAGAUCGAUGUCUAUCACCAGUGGUUCAACGCCACGCACUUUGCCAACGUGACGGAAAUCAGCGUCAGUGACACCCUCCCUCCCCCCUUCCCGACGGACGAGGUCCCCCUGUAUCCAACUGUAACUGUAGGUUAUGACUUUUCCAGUGAAACGUUGGUUCCGAGUUUCGACUCCGUGACUAGUGUCCUGCGGUCGACGCUGCGGGAACCCAAGGACUUCCCAACUGAGUCUUCUGUGAUAAGUGCCAAAGUGUCCCUUGAGUAUACCGAGCCAAUAACUGCCAGUGUGCCUUACUCUUCCAGCGAACUGUUUACGCCUAUCUUUCCUUCCACUCCGAUGGAAUGGAGCGAAUCGAUGUCUAUGCAGCCAUCACCAGUGCUUCCAGAUCUGCCUUCCUCUCUCUUCCCCGAGGACAUUUCCUCUGGAACUUCCUUGAGUCCGACCUCGGUGCUGGAGAGCUCUUUCUCGACGGCCCCGCCCGAUCUGCUUUCCUUGUCUGUCGUGUCGGAGAUAGAUGUGAGUACGUCGCCUUUGUUGGUCACUGUAGCAGCGUUAGAGCCCACACCCGAGUUCCUUCCUACCCCUAGCUCGCUACUACUCGUCUCGCCAGUCCCGGUAGAUGCUACAGAUGUAACGUCAGUCGUGGUAGAUGUACAUAAUGUAACAUUCGUCCCAGUAAAUGCAACAGCUGUGACGUCAGUAAUGGUAGAUGCCACAGAUAUUACGUCAGUCCCGGUAGAUACUACAGCUGAAACGUCAGUCCCGGUAGAUGCUACUGCUUCCCCGCCAACCCCUGUUGAUCUUGGCAACGCAUCGCUUGUUCCCGACUUCACUGGGAACGAAACUCUUGCACCAGGGACUGACCUAGUAGUCACCUCCUCGCUUCCCAGUGAAACUUCCACAGCCGAAGACGUCACGGCGGGGCUUUCAACUCCUGUGCCUGAGACCACAGCUCUUCCAGACAACGUAAGCGAUUAUCUUACAGACCAAGAUAAUGUAACUGAGCCCUUCCUCACUACCGAAGACAGUGUCUUGGGCUCCGAGCUCCCCAGCCUCACCACUCCCUACACCCCCGAAGAGAGCUUGAAUUUCACCGAAACCGUGGCUCCUGUGACAGACCUCGUGACCCAGACUGACCUUUCCCCCACGCAGACCCCUGACACAACAGACGUGACGAGAACGAGCGUGGCGAGGACGACACCUGCGCCAGACUACGAGGACUCGGGCGGGAACGCUACUGACGCGGCUUCGACAGAGGCAGCUCUCGUGACGUCGACUCCUUCUGAAAUUGAUAAUUUGACCUCUAUCGAUUCUACCUACUAUAUAUACCCCACAACAGAUUCCGUUUCUGGCACUGAUACUACAUCCUCAUUCUAUGACACUACUCAGUUAACAACAGACCAGGUGACUUCCACAGAGUUAUAUGAUGGUGUCAAUAUUACAACGCCUGAUGCUGAAUUCACAGAGGCACCUACGACUCCCGUAACAGCUGACGUUACCACAACAAGCGCCACUGAUACUACGGUGACACCAGGGUUUGUUGACACUACACAAACGACAGAUACUGACACUAUGCCAACAGUAGACUUCGUGGGAACAGCACCAACGACAGAUUUUGCCAGUACACAAACCACAGAUUUUGCCACCACACAAACCACAGAUUUUUCCAGCACACAGACCAUUUAUUUUGCUAGCACACCAACUACAGAAUUUGACAGGCCGCCAGCUACAGAUUUUACCAGCACACCAACGACGGACAUUGCCCGCACACCAACUACAGAUAUUGGUGAAACAACUCCAACAACAUUUGUAGAUAAAACAACAAUAAGUACACCUACGGAAACAACUGCAUUAGCUACAAGUGAUGAAACUUUAACCACAAUUGAUUUAACAACAGAGAGCGUAGAUGUUGUAGACACAACAUUAACGGUAGGUGUUAUUGACACUACAUCAACAGCAGAGACUACAGGCGCAACCGAAACAACAGAUGCCAUCACCGAAGCACAAACAACAGAUAUGUCGCUAAUGAGUCCCAAAACAACAGACAUUAUCAGCUUUACGGAAACUCAGACGAAAAUCUUCACAGAAUAUACUGAACCGACACAAACUACGCCCCUUACAGACACAGCAGAAUAUACUACCAUUGAUAUGACGAGUCUCAGUCCUGUUUACACCGAAGGCUUAACGACAUCAACAGAGGCGGGAGUGUACAUCAUCUCAGAGACUCCCGUGACGUUGGAGUUGGAGCACGCGUACACCCAAGCUGCUGGGGAGGCAGUCCUCACCACCCCGACGGAAACUCCCGAGGACUUGAAGACAGACACGCGCACAGAGACAGACGCAGGGACGACCACACUACCCACGACGACUAAGGCAGACGAACCUACAGACCUGGCGUUCACUACAACGACCAGCCUUGCUGACCUGUUUACCAUUGUGACUGAUCCAGGUGUAGAGGCAAGGAAUGUGACGAUACCGGACGACCAGCUCCUCUAUAACGCCUCCCUGGGCUCGAGCACGGCCCCCGCUGAGGAGCCGACGAUGAUGACGCCGACCCCAGUGGCAGCCACGACCUCAGCGACUCGGACUCCUGACGGGACAGCCAUACCGCCGACGACUGACUUGCAGCCUUCAGCCACGCACGUUUCUCUCACGAUAACGACCUUGUCUUCCCCCCUCCCGCCGGCGCCCGCGAUCACACCGAAGGUCCCGGUGUCUCCCACGCCCAGCACCCCGCGCGAGACCGACGUCCCCGUGGAGACCCCCGACUACACGGGCAGCCCGAGCGAAAAGGAGCCCGUUUUCGACACGACGACGCCCCCGACGGUGUCGCUGCCGCCGCAGGUCGUGACCUCCGCAGCGACCUCCGAGACUCAGAGCGACCAGGCGCCCUCGGCACAGUGCGGGGACGGCUUCUGCCUCAACGGAGGGACCUGCGUGACCCGCGACGGAAAAUCCUCCUGCAAGUGUCCGUUUAACUACAAGGGCAGUUACUGCGAAUUGUAUUUCUACAUCAACAAACCGUAUUUCGUUGGAGCCUCGUAUCUUGGUGUUGAUGUUGGCAACCUCUCACUCAGACAAGGGGUCCAGUGUAAAGAUGCCGGCAAUAGCAAAAGGAAAGCAUACAGAACACCGAAGUAUUUUGUUCAUGUUUACGUCCAGUUCACGUCCCAGAGUCCCAACGGCUUGGUGGCCUACAGCGAGGGCCCCAGCGAUGCCUUCUUCAUGCUGCUCCUGAGGAAUUCGCUGCUUCAGUUCGUGUUCUCGUGUGGCCUACAGACCGUCUCUUUCCUGCAGGGGAACGAGAAGCUGGCUAGGAACUUCCGUACUGAUGUGUCUGUAAGGAUGUGGUGGACGCCAUAUGAACCAGACGUGCCGUGGGGAGCUGGCAAAUGCAGCGCGUCUUUGCAGGUCAACGACACGUCACCCAUCUACAGCGAGCAGAGGUCAUCCACCGCCUCCGUCCGUCUGGGUCACGUGUACCUCGGGGGACUCCCCUCCUCCUACUCCUCCCCCCUGGUGGUCAAGGCGGGGUUCCUGCCGCGCCUGCAGGGCUGCGUGUCCAUCCUGGAGGUAAACGGGCGUGAGAUCGACGCGUGGGUGGAGGGCGUGGGGGGCGAGGGCGUGCAAGAGUGCGGAACGGCGCUGUGUCCUGCCGGGUCGUGUCUGAACGGCGGGCUCUGCGUGCCGGGGCCUGCGGUCUGGUCUUGUAACUGUCCCCCCGGGUACCAUGGUGAACUGUGCGAGCGUGCUGAGUGUACCGGGGGGUCGCCUUGUCACAGCGGCCAGUGCGUGACAAGCGUCCUCCGCCCGAAUCCCCUGUGUAUUUGUCCCCCGCACCGCCACGGCCUCUACUGCGAACUGGAACGAGUGGUAGAGAGACCCUCUUAUGCUGGUACAGUCGAGGGUUACAGUUCGUACUCAGUCUACAGGGUCGAGGAAGACGUCACACUCGGCCUUGCUUUGAGACUUCACUUCACGACGCAGGCUCUGCGGCAGGUGGGGUUGAUAGCCUACCUUGGCAACAGUGUCAGGAGUGCCACGCGGGACUUUCUGGCACUCAGCCUCGUGCGGGGUCACCUCAUGCUCACGUGGGACCUUGGCGCAGGCCCCAGGCGAUUGAUGACGUCAGAGGCGCUGGACGGCAGGCUGCAUACUCACACGGCGCUGCUGGUGCGGGAGGGGAAACAGGCGUGGCUGCAGGUGGACACGCAGAAGAACGUUACAGCGACAUCGCCAGGCUAUCUCUCUUCCCUGAACACGAAUAAGCUGCUUUAUAUCGGUGGACACUCCUCCUGGAACAUGACUCACCUGCCGGCGGACAUGUGGCGCCACGAGGGUUUCCGAGGCUGCGUGUUCGACCUGAGGGUGGCGCGGAAGACUUCGGGGCCUUGGACAGCCCUGAGGGUGGCGGGGGCGGCUAACGUCAGGGAGUGCGGGGAGGAAGUUUGCUCGAGGGAAUCCUGUAAAAACGGCGGAACAUGCAUCGAGGUCGGCGCUACGUAUAGGUGUCACUGCACCGUCGGAUGGAAAGGACCCCGGUGUGGAGUCCCGAGCCACGUGUGCGAAGGGAGCCAAGAGUCCUGUGCCCCCGGAGCCUCCUGCCUGCCCGCCGCGUCACCUGAUUCCUCGUCCACUUGCCUCUGUCAGAUCGGCCGCACAGGACCUCGUUGCGAGAAAGCGAUUAACAUCACGGACCCCCAUUUCUCCGGCGUGGGGUCCUUCCUCAGCCUCCUCGCGCCCAACAUCAGGAGAGAGACGCGGGUUACCUUGGCCUUCAAACCGGAGACUCGCGAUGGGCUGCUGUUCCUCGCCUUACCCAGGACGUCUCCGGGAGAUUUCCUGGCCCUCGCUCUCGUCAACGGGACGCUCCAGCUUACGUAUCAUUUGGGCUGGCGCGCCCCUGGCCUGAUUCUCAUCCGUUCGCGAGACGCCGCAGUGACCGGGGAGUGGCAGAGCGUGACGGUGACGCGUCGAGGGGGUGACGGGUCCCUGAUCUUCCGAGGACACACUACAACGGCAGCGUCCUCAGAGACCAAAGCCAGCAUGCUCGACACUCAGCCGGAGGUUUUCAUUGGUGGUGUCCCGGACUAUGAGGUCGUGCCACCAGCAAUAGCCCCUACAACUAGUCGUGUACCCUUCCGUGGGUGCAUUCGGGAGGUCAAUAUCAACGGCCACGACUUCGACAUGAGGGCUCCUGACGACGGGGAAGUGUUGCGAGGGGCGGGUCUCGGGGACUGCGACGGCACGGCGUGUGGGCGGCACGUCUGUCUACACGGCGGCACGUGCACUCCUGCAGGGGAUACGUAUGUCUGCAGCUGUACAGAGGAAUACACGGGGGCGAGAUGCCAGCUCCCACGCGCGUGCCUUGACAACUCCUGCAUCAACGGCGGGACCUGCGUGCCUUCAGAGAGCGCCGGGAACAAGAAGAAAAAGCGACGUCAGAUCAUGAGCCGAGACGGAGAGAGGUCGCCACGGUACCAGUGCCUUUGUCCUCCGGGUUUCGUGGGCGCUCGGUGCGAGAAAGGAGCGGAAGUUUCGGCCCUGAAGUUCAGCGGGCGGAGCUUCGCCGUUGUACCCCAGGGGCCGUUCGGAAGCCCCGUGCCCCACCGGGAUUCCUUCGCUCUCAACUUCUCCACGGCCGCGCCCCACGGACUGACUCAUGCUGUGGCGAGGACAGUAAAAAUCGGAUUUUUUUUUCAGCCCGACGCUCCCGUUGAGGAUUUCCUUGGCGUGGGCGUAGCAGGUGGGCGGGUGAAAGUUGUGUGGCAUUUGGGCGGAGAUGGAGUCGGCCAACUACAGGUAGAAGAACGCGUGACGGACGGGUCUUGGCACAGCCUGGUGGUGACGCGGGCGGGGGCGGUGGUGACGGCGUUCCUGGAUGGGCGUCCCCACAAGGCGCGGAGUCCGGGCACCUUCUCGCAACUCAACGACCGCGAUGGGGUUGUCUACGUGGGCGGCUUCCCUCCUGGCACUACCGUGUCAUCUGGCACCGACGGGCACUUCCUCAGUGCCUUCGUCGGGUGCCUGAGGGGCGUGACGGUCCACCAGGGCUCCUCCCCCGUCAGGUUCUCCUCCCUCUCCCGUGGCCAGGACCUCCAGCCUUGCUUCUGAGGGCCUCCUGCAGUGCACCCAGUCUCUGAGGAUGCUGGAGGAUCGUGUUUUUCAGGUGUUAUUUUAUUUAUAUAUUAAAAAAAAAAUCCUCCUCUGUUGGAAGAUUAACAUAAAAGUGGUAACAAUCAACUAUGGAUGCAAGCAAGCAAAUAAACAAAAAAACAAAAAAUAAACAUGCACAUACCUACACACAUACAUACAUGCACACAUACAUAAAACAAAUACAUACAUACAUGCAUGAACACAUACAUAAAACAAAUACAUACAUGCAUGAACACCUACAUAAAACAAAUACAUACAUACAUGAACAUAUACAUAAAGCAAAUACAUACAUACAUGCAUGAACACAUACAUAAAACAAAGACAUACAUACAUGCGUCUGUUAUAAGUGUUCUUCAUAAACAUAAUCGCUAAUGAUCUCAGCUUUAUCUACGCGUCGUCCCAAGAUAAAGUCACUGCCAGAAUUGCUGUACAUAUGGCGUUUACACAACAGAAGUGUUCAUUGUAGAUAUCAUCAUGUUGCAUAUAUUUUAUUAAAGCUUCGAAAGUUAAUGUUUUGCAAUCUUUAACGUUUCUAUGUGAACAUUUAUCACUCCUAUUUCUAUGUAAUGUAGAUAAAUGGCAAUCGGAUAGAUGGACUUUCUGAUUGAGAAAUUGCACGUAAAUUUUAACAAACCCAGAAGUACGAAGUUAUGAUAAGACCAAUAUGUACACCAUAGUUUUUUCCAUGGUAAAUGUAUAUAUAUAUAUAUUUAUAUUUUUGUUGAAGUCAAUCUCUCUGUUGAUCAUUAAUGUCUCUUGCUGUAUUGCUAAUUAGUUAACCUUAGAUGAUGUUGGGACCAAAUGUUUAUGUGUGACAAAUCGUACCAUAUGGGAUCCAGUUUUCGAAUUACAUAGAUGGUCCCUUGUUAUCAGUCACAUGAGAAAAUGUUAACUGUUUUCUUGUAAGCAAGAUUUAUUUUCUCUAUAUUUCUCAUCGUUCUUAAUACACGAUUUAAUUAUGUUAUUGGUGUUGCAUUCUGAACAUUAUUGUUUAAGAUAAAGAAACGUCUUGUUUGUAAAUAUCUUUAGUAUGUAUUACGUUGUAGCAAUGUUGAUUUUGCAAUAGCCAAGUUGCUGUUAUCUAGUAUUCUUGUCUCUGACUGAGCAUAUGACGUUAAAUUUCAGCCUUAAAAUUUAAAAAAAAUAAAUAAAAAAUAAAUAAAAAUAAUAUUAAAGAAAUACAAUCUAAACAAAACUGAUCAACGGAAAAAAAAACAGCAUACAGAAAAUAUUCCCAAAUUACAUUCAAUACUCGUUUUAUUUUCAUGAAUUAGCGAGUUAGAAUAUUGUAUAACGAAGUUCACGCGCAAAUGUGCCUAAAAAUUCACAAAGUGCCAAAGACGCUUGUCAUACAAAGCGAAGGGAAUGUGCAAUACAUUUUUUGGUGAAUGUGUAGAUAUAAUUGUUAUUUUAUUUUAAUAAACUUCUAAUUUUA